AUGAUACAUGUAGACCGUGACUCAUAUCCCCUUGCAGGAUUUUCUAGCUCAGAAGACAAAUAUCUGUCAUUGACUACUGACAGGAAGGCCUCUAGAGAAUUAGUAGUAGGAAUUAUCUUGUCAUUACAGACCACAUUCGGAAUCCUGGGGAAUUUCUCUCUUCUUUACCAUUAUCUUUUCCUUUAUUUCACUGGGUCUAGGCUAAGAUCCACCGACUUGAUUGUCAAGAACCUGAUUGUAGCCAACUUGUUGGUUUUAUUGUUUAGCGGAAUCCCCCAUACAAUGUCAUCUUUUGGGUGGUAUCAGGUUUACAGUGAUUUUGGAUGCAGAUUUUUUUUAUAUUUUCGUGGAGUAGGAAGGGGUGUGUCCAUCAGCACCACCUGCCUCUUGAGUGUCUUCCAGGCCAUCAUGAUCUGCCCCAGAAAGUCCGGGAGGGCAGAUCUUAAAGAGAAAGCUCUCAAGUGUGUUGUCCCAUCAAUUUCCCUGUGCUGGGUCCUGCACAUGCUGGUAAAUGUCCUCUAUCCUAUGUUUGUGAGCAGCAAUUGGGGGAACAAAAACAUCACAAACCAAAAAUCAUUUGGAUACUGUUCUGCUGUUCGUCAUGACAAAACCAGAGACUCAUUAUAUGCAGCAUUGCUAUCAGUCCCUGAUGUUUUCAGUUUGGUGCUCAUGAUGUGGGCCAGCGGUUCCAUGGUUUUCAUACUGUACAGGCACAAGCAGAGGGUGAAACACCUUCAUAGGACCAAUGUCUCCUCCAGAUCCUCCCCGGAGUCCAGAGCUACCAAAACCAUCCUUCUCCUGGUGAGCACCUUUGUGUAUUUUUACACCCUUUCUUCCAUCUGUUAUGUAUGUUUGGCUCUCUUUCACAAUCCUAACUGGUUUAUUUUAAAAAUCAGUUCAAUAAUUUCUCUGUGUUUCCCAACUGCCAGCCCUUUUCUGUUCAUGAGCUGUGAUUCCAGUCUAUUCAGGCUCUGCUUUGCCUGGAUAAGGAAUACGAAAUUCCUUAACCUUCUGAGAAAUCUGUGA
Molecule: messenger RNA, 1026 nt
Organism: Equus caballus (horse)
Lineage: Eukaryota; Metazoa; Chordata; Mammalia; Perissodactyla; Equidae
Gene: EQUCABV1R929
Product: vomeronasal 1 receptor equCabV1R929
Biological process (GO): G protein-coupled receptor signaling pathway
Cellular component (GO): membrane
Molecular function (GO): pheromone receptor activity
Source: RefSeq, marked validated